AUGGAAGACAGUGAAACUCACAAUCUACAGAAGGAAACCAUCAAGCAGCAGCACGAAGUGGUUAAAGCAAGAACGGCACCCCCAAAUGACUCCAAUAUCGGUUCUCAUGUCGAGGAGUAUGGUGACAAGACAUUCAAGGAUGGCAAGCUUUUCCUUUAUCAAGGUUUAUAUCCUGCGAAGUCAAGCAUCACAAACAGGCCGCUGCUUUCGCCCAGCCUCAAGGGUGCAAUCAAUCAAAGAAAUGUUGAUAUUCUUUUCAUGUGGAAGAAGUAUGAGCAGUUAAAUGUUGGAUCAGAGGAGAAGCAGAGGGCUCUUAGGGAGGUCCAAGAAACUGUGUUACACAGGAAGCAUCUCGACAGCAGUAUCGAUUUCAUCGGGAAGCUUGUCUUUGGAUUUGAGGGGCCUUCGGUGCUUGAGGCUACUAAAGGCCCUGGCCAGCCAUUAGUAGACUAUUGGGAUUGUCUAAAGACGAUGGUGCGAGUUUUCGAGUCCCAGUGCGGAUCACUCACUCAGUAUGGCACGAAACACAUGAGGGCGUUCACAAACAUCUGCAACAAUGGCGUCUCCGAGACCGAGAUGAAGGAGGCCAGCAUCAGCGCUUGCGACAGCUACAACAUCGGUAAGUGGAGCCCGCUGGUUCUAGGGCACAGCGCCUGGUCGGCUGCACUACAGUAG
Triticum turgidum subsp. durum (durum wheat) is the source of this 675-nucleotide messenger RNA. The record is from the annotation of a GenBank genome assembly. Lineage: Eukaryota; Viridiplantae; Streptophyta; Magnoliopsida; Poales; Poaceae.